Molecule: messenger RNA, 2445 nt
Organism: Chaetura pelagica (chimney swift)
Lineage: Eukaryota; Metazoa; Chordata; Aves; Apodiformes; Apodidae
Gene: PLOD2
Product: procollagen-lysine, 2-oxoglutarate 5-dioxygenase 2
Exons: 19
Coding region: 1-2178 (725 amino acids)
Biological process (GO): peptidyl-lysine hydroxylation
Cellular component (GO): endoplasmic reticulum
Molecular function (GO): iron ion binding; procollagen-lysine 5-dioxygenase activity; L-ascorbic acid binding
Source: RefSeq, a predicted model, not a curated record
AUGACUGCAGCUCUUUGCAUUCUUUUUUUUGCCAAGGUACAAGGAGAGAGGCUACUUAAAGCAGUCCUUCCAGAUAAACUCCUAGUUUUUACUGUAGCAACUAAAGAAACUGACGGCUUUCACCGUUUCAUGCAAACUGCAAAGCACUUCAACUACACAAUAAAGGUACUUGGAAAAGGUGAAGAGUGGAAAGGUGGUGAGCUGCCCAACUCUAUUGGUGGAGGGCAGAAAGUUCGACUGCUGAAAGAAGGCAUAGAAAGCUAUGCUGAUCAAGAGGAUCUGGUUGUAAUGUUUGUUGAAUGCUAUGAUGUCAUCUUUGCAGGGGGUCCUGAGGAACUGCUAAAGAAAUUCCAGGAAACUAAUCAUAAAGUGGUAUUUGCAGCAGAUGGGCUAAUUUGGCCAGAUAAAAGGCUAGCUGACAAGUACCCUGUUGUCCGGAGUGGAAAACGAUUCCUGAACUCAGGAGGAUUUAUUGGUUAUGCUCCAUAUAUAAAUCGUAUUGUGCAGCAAUGGAAUCUGCAGGAUAAUGAUGAUGACCAGCUGUUUUACACCAAAAUCUAUGUUGACCCAGUGGCAAGGGAACGCUUUAACAUUACUUUGGACCACAAAUGUACAAUUUUCCAGACCCUAAAUGGAGCUAUUGAUGAAGUCCUUUUGAAAUUUGAAGAAGGAAAAGUAAGAGCAAGGAAUUCAGUGUAUGACACGUUACCGAUCACUGUUCAUGGAAAUGGCCCAACUAAAAUUCACUUGAAUUAUUUGGGAAAUUAUAUUCCUAAUGCUUGGACACAGGAAACUGGUUGCAGUAUUUGUGAUUUAGACUUACUAGACCUGUCAACAAUAACGGAAUAUCCAAGAGUAAAAAUUGGUGUUUUCAUUGAACAACCCACUCCUUUCCUACCUAAAUUUUUAGACAGACUGUUGACUCUGGACUAUCCAAAGGAGGCACUUAGUAUCUUCAUUCACAAUAACGAGGUUUACCAUGAAAAGCACAUCAAGAAGUUCUGGGAAAAGGCCAAGAACAUUAUCAAAAAUAUAAAAAUUGUUGGACCUGAAGAAAAUUUGAGUCAAGCAGAAGCCCGGAAUAUGGGAAUGGACCUUUGUCGCCAGGAUACAGCCUGUGAAUAUUAUCUCAGCGUAGACGCGGAUGUCGUGCUGACAAACCCCAAAACUUUAAGAAUACUGAUAGAACAGAACAGAAAGAUAAUUGCUCCACUUGUAACUCGUCAUGGGAAACUUUGGUCCAAUUUCUGGGGUGCUUUGAGCCCAGAUGGCUAUUAUGCUCGAUCUGAAGAUUAUGUUGAUAUUGUCCAAGGGAACAGAGUAGGAGUAUGGAAUAUUCCUUACAUGGCUAAUGUCUACUUAAUUAAGGGACAAACUCUCAGAGCGGAGAUGAAAGAAAAGAACUACUUUAUGCGUGAUAAGUUGGAUCCUGAUAUGGCACUUUGCAGGACUGCCAGGGAAAUGGGAGUUUUCAUGUACAUCACCAACAGACAUGAAUUUGGAAGACUUCUCUCUACAGCCAACUACAAUACCUCCCACUACAACAAUGACCUCUGGCAGAUAUUUGAGAAUCCUGUGGACUGGAAAGAAACCUAUAUAAAUCCCAACUACUCAAAGAUCUUCACUGAUAAUAUAGUAGAACAGCCAUGUCCAGAUGUGUUUUGGUUUCCUAUAUUUUCUGAUACUGCCUGUGAUGAAUUGGUGGAAGAAAUGGAACAUUUUGGUCAAUGGUCUGGUGGAAAACACCAAGACAGCCGCAUUUCUGGAGGUUAUGAAAACGUCCCAACUGACGAUAUUCAUAUGAAGCAAAUUGGGUUCGAUAAUGAAUGGCUGCAUUUCAUAAGGGAGUUCAUUGCACCAGUAACUCUAAAAGUGUUUGCUGGCUAUUAUACCAAGGGGUAUGCUUUAUUGAAUUUUGUUGUAAAAUACAGUCCUGACAGACAAAGGUCACUCAGACCUCAUCAUGACUCCUCUACAUUCACAAUCAACAUCGCUCUCAACAAAGUAGGAGAGGACUUUCAGGGAGGUGGAUGCAAAUUUCUUAGGUAUAACUGCUCCAUUGAGUCUCCCAGGAAAGGAUGGAGUUUCAUGCACCCAGGAAGACUUACUCAUUUACAUGAAGGACUUCCUAUCCUGAAUGGCACAAGAUACAUUGCAGUAUCAUUUAUUGAUCCUUAAUUAUUUUUUUGCCCUCUUCAGCAGUGUUUGGUUCUUUACAUAAACAUUUAUUUAUAGAUUUCUUCUGGAAGAUGGUGAUAAAAGAAACUUUUAAGUCACUGUUCCCUAGACAGCAAAGUUACUUUGGGCUAGAAGAAUGAAAAAAGGAAAAUGUUCUAAAGUUGUUGAACAUUUCUCAAUAUCUGCUCUGAGCCUUGAGUCACAAAGUAAUUAUGUCCUGCUUAUGUUUCCAUUUUGCUGUCUCAAAGAGUAGAUAAAGAGGGGAAA